Molecule: messenger RNA, 1308 nt
Organism: Phaeoacremonium minimum UCRPA7
Lineage: Eukaryota; Fungi; Ascomycota; Sordariomycetes; Togniniales; Togniniaceae
Product: putative sarcosine oxidase protein
Exons: 1
Coding region: 1-1308 (435 amino acids)
Molecular function (GO): sarcosine oxidase activity; flavin adenine dinucleotide binding
Source: RefSeq, a predicted model, not a curated record
AUGAAUAAGAUCAUCCGAGCCGCAUAUGGUCCGGAAGUGGUGUACCAGAAUAUUGCUCUCGAGGCUAUGCAAGGCUGGGAAUCUUGGAAUAAAUACUUGGCUAAAGGUCGGGGCCUUCCGCCAGGCAUGACGAAGGAGGACAGGAUCUGGGUGAACAACGGCAAUCUGCAGGUUUGCGGUCAGAUGGAGCUCCCGCCAUUUGAGAGGCACUCUAUCGCAAACAUGGAGAAGAUCGGCAAGCGGACGUCUCAAGUUGUCGUAUCAGAUCCUCGAGAUGUGGAGCAAGCUCGUCGCGAUGGCUUCAUGUUCGCCGUUGAUCCCUUCAAUCGACGUGUCCGGGGCAAGCUCUAUCAAGCAUUGUUGGAUACCACGGGUGGGUUUGUCUAUGCGGACAAGGUGUGCCGCCUAGCACUACACCUCUGCCGGCAGGCGGGCGUUAAAUUUGUGCUUGGUGACGCGGGGGAAUUCGUUAGUUACCUUGAAAAGAAUGGUGAGGUGGUGGGUGUUGAGACUAAAGACGGCACCAAACACCGCGCGAGUCUCACAGUGGUGGCCUGCGGAGGCUGGACGAACCAGAUUGUGCCCCAACUCGACGGCUUGUGCGAGACUACCGGCGGCUCGGUUGCUGUUAUCAAAAUCCCUAAGUCCUCACAUCUGUACGAGCGCUUCUCACCGCGUAACUUUCCUACGUUUACCUAUAAGAUGCGUGACGGCACUGAAGGUGGCAUGUACGGGUUUCCUUUGGACGAGUUUGGGCACCUCAAGUUCGGGUACCGUGGUACCAAGUAUACUAACCCGCAACUCGUCAACAAAGAUGAAAAGAGCAACGAGAAGGUUUAUAGGAGUAUUCCGAUCACCAAGUGGUCUAAGCCAGCAUCUCUGACACAGAUUCCCAGCGAGGCCAUGGAUAAGAUCCGAGACAUGAUUAACGAUCUUCUACCCGAAAUCGGCGAGGAAGGCCACGAUAUUGCGUUCACACGCAUGUGCUGGUACAACGACUCGUUCGACAACCAUUUCGUUGUCGAUGCUGUGCCGCAGCGGAAGGGGCUGUUUGUGGCAACUGGUGGAAGCGGACAUGCGUUCAUGUUCUUCCCUAAUAUAGGGAAGUACGUCGUGGACCGUAUUGAAGGCAAGGAGAACGACGUCCUUGACUUCUGGAAGUGGAGAGGACUGGCCGCGGAUCAGAUCCCAAUCAAUAAGCUCGCACUUGGUACGGCUAGUCCUAGAGCUUUGCAAAACCUGCAGCUUACUACAGACAAUGACCUCAAGUUGAGCGUCGGGGCUCGUCGCAUUGCGACAAAGCUCUAA